This is a messenger RNA of Cyphellophora attinorum, 1371 nucleotides long. Its product is annotated as 1,3-beta-glucanosyltransferase gas2. Lineage: Eukaryota; Fungi; Ascomycota; Eurotiomycetes; Chaetothyriales; Cyphellophoraceae. The transcript has 5 exons. The record is from RefSeq and is a predicted model, not a curated record. Gene Ontology annotation, molecular function: 1,3-beta-glucanosyltransferase activity. Bases 1 to 1371 code for a protein of 456 amino acids. Gene Ontology annotation, biological process: fungal-type cell wall (1->3)-beta-D-glucan biosynthetic process. Gene Ontology annotation, cellular component: cytoplasm; fungal-type cell wall.
AUGGCCUUCUUUUUCUUGCUUUGCUUAGUGCUGGGCGUCUUCUCCACGAUCAUCAAUUCGAUCCCAACCAUCUCGGUUACUGGGGCCAAGUUCUUCACCAGCGAGGGCAAGCAGUUCUUUAUCAAAGGUGUUGCAUAUCAGCUGAUCGAAGACGACCCGCUUGUUGAUGUUGACCAAUGCGAGCGCGAUGCCACCCUAAUGCAAGAGCUUGGGGCCAAUACUAUCCGUGUCUAUCAUAUCAAUGAGACUGCCGACCAUUCUGGAUGCAUGAACGCCUUCGCCUCUCGAGGCAUCUACCUCUUCGUGGACCUGGACAGCUUCAAGACCUAUAUUAGCUAUAGCGGUCAGCCAUCCUGGACAGAGGAGAAAGCUGCCUCCUAUCGAGCCGUGAUGGACAACUUUCAACAAUACGAUAACACAGCCGAGACGGACUCCCCAGCAGCUCCCUACCUACUCGCUGCUGCGGCCGAUAUGACGAAGUAUCGUAAGGCAAAGGGCUACCGCGAUAUUCCCGUAGGCUACUCCGCGACAGACACAGGUGCUCUCCGCCCAAUGCUUCAAGAUUACGUUGCCUGCCGUCCUGAUGAGACUGAGCGGUUGGAUUUCUAUUCCGUGAACACUUACUCCUGGUGCGGCGCCGCGACCGAAUACCAGACCUCAGGCUAUCCAGCUCUGCAAGCACUGAGCCAGGACUAUCCAAUCCCGCUCUGGAUGUCCGAGGAUGGCUGCAAUACUGCUCCUCCGCGCGAUUUCAAGGAUCAGAACGCUGUAUUUGGCCCGGACAUGAUCGAUACAUGGUCAGGAGCCAUGAUCUACGAGUGGAUCCAAGAAAUGAAUCACUACGGUCUGGUCAGCUAUGGAGCGCAGCAAGCACCUGACGUGACGGAUGGAACGCGCAUUGUCAAUGGAUUCACCAGAGAAGGUCAGCCAGUACCUGUGCAGCCAGACUUCGACAAUCUGAAGCAAGUGUGGGCCACAAUCUCGCCAACUGGAGUCGAAUCGGCUGCUUAUGCGGCCACCUUUUCCGCCAAGCUGCCUCAAUGUCCAGACUACACUGCCGACGGAUGGAAGGUCGAUGCUGCUGCUGCCUUGCCAACCUUGGGUGCUCAGGGAGUCAGCUCAGGUAUGGCCAGUGGCGUCCCAUCAGGCAGUAUUACAGUUACCGGUAUCACUAAUCCGAGUGCAGCACCCACAAAUGGCACAGGAGCGGGAGAAUCUGGUGUCAACGGCACGGCGACGCCAUCCUCAACAUCGACUGCUGGCGCACAAUCAGGAGCUCAAGGAAACGCCAUGAUCGGCGGCAACUAUGGCCUAUUUGGUGUGCUCGCAGCUGCGCUGGCCAUGGGUGCAUCCUUUGUGUUCUUCAUCUGA